UGCACCAUGAAAUUGAUCCGGAUUCCUGAAUUAAAAUAAUAAAAAAGCCCACCUCGUGCUGGAUUGCACGCGCACACUGCAGUUGGAACAUUCUUCCGCUCAGCUGCACCUCUGUGCCCAUCACCCAAGUAAAAUUAAUUCAAUUACAAAGCUACGCCACUGCGCACAUGAGUGGCCCACAAACAAAAACCCUGGGAAGACAAUCUCACUGAAACUCGGCCCUCGACAUCAUUAUCGGACGAGCGGAGCAAGAGCACGCAACAAAAAUAGCAGAAAUAAUUUGCCGAAAUAAUAAGAUUAAGUAUGCCACUCGAGUGGUGGUUUCCGGCAUAGACCAUUUCCGUUCCUCGGGUGACCUUCCCCCCACCAAUAUAUCUACGCAACUGCCUUGCCAGUGAAUUAAUGCCCCCCUCAACGCUUUUCGUCACAAGCGCAGCCAGCAGCAGUAUAAUUAAUGCUCCACCAAAGCCCCGGAAUCGGGACUCGCUGUAGAAUGUGAAAUAUUUGGCUCGUUUUCCUCACCUAGACCUCGGUGGAUGGGAACAUGGGAAGGGGCGUCCCCGGAAGAACGUGCAGCUGCCGAAAUGAAAAAUUCAACGCAAUCAAUAAUUAAUUAUCGGCUACGGGUGGUGAUGGGACUCCCUGGAGCAGAACCCAAAGCUGCUAUGUUCGUCCAGAACCGGAAUCCAGAAGCAGGCUGAAGCUGAUGGUGGAGCGAACCUUUUCCGGUGCGAGUGAAGAUUUGAUUGCGUAAUAAUCCGGUUACGGGCAGGGGGGGCAGUAAUUACCUUUUUUUGGUAUAAUCGGACCCAAGGGGGGCACACCAGUAUGUACACGUUUACCGGAGGUUAAACGGGCGAAUUGCAGAGUUCGGUUGAUUUUAAUUUUUCGGGUGAUUUGUUUGCAUUUUUGAGCGAGUGUGGUUUUUGUGGACCUCCGAAAACGGACACGCCCUUUUGAGUUGAUGUGAUGCGUGGUGAAGAUUAACUCCACCGGGAGGAAGUGGAGCAUGAUAGUAAUUCAGUUCUAGCCUGAAACAAGAAUAAUUCAUGAUAAGUGUGGUUGUUAGCUGAAAAAAUUCCGACAUAUGUGAAAUGAACUCAGAUGUUGACCCCGGCGCAAAUAAAUAAAAUGUCAUCACUACAAACCACCGCGCACCCUUCAGUCAGCACCUGCAUUUCCCAAAGGGAUACGAGAAAAAUUGAAUUAAAAUGUGCCGACGCGUUCGUUGUCGUCCUGCAACAAUGAUGUCAGGCACAAAGUGACCGAGUGCGUAGCAGAAACCAUAAAAUAACAACUCAAACCAAAAAAUUCAUCCCGUCCCGUCCGCGAUGCUCCCACUCGACCGGGAGGGGUGCUGUCCAGCGUUUGAGUGACUAUUCGGGGAACGUUGAAAACCAGGUGCGGAUUAGAGUGGCUCAGAAAAUAUUACAAUUUUCUAAAAGUCUCAGUGCUCAACUCCAAAUUGAAAGUGCGAAUGGUUCAACCGAGCUGCAUAUCCCGACUGCAACAGUGGUGAUUCGUUUAUUCAAACCAAACAAGAAGAGUGUCCUGGAGAAGAAAAAAUACGUAGAAAAAAAGUACGGUGUAGUGUGUUUCGCGUUCGUUCCUGCCAUGGUGACGGUGAACGACUCGAUGGUCCCCGGUUGGGAUUCACCGGACUAUUUUCGGUUGUUUAGCGAGGGUUCAGCAGCCUCCAACGAGAGCGCCGUUGUUCGUCCUGGGAGGUCCUCGCCGUUCGGCGGGCUGUCACCGGCCAAUCAGAGUGGGUCCAACGGGGGUGUAGUGGUAGUAGGUGGGUCCAGUGCCAACAGUAGCAAUAGUAGUGCCAGCCCUGCUGCGGUUGCCAACGGUGUCUACCAGGUGUCGUUCUACGGGGACCGUAAUGAAACGCGACUUGGGGCGGGGGCGGCUUCGGGAGGCGACCGGGAACGAGGCGGAAGCAAUUUUAUGCUACUGCUGGAGGAUUUCGGUGAAUAUUUUUACAACUAUAAUGGAACUGGACCACCGAACGAUACGCUCGGGCUCGGCGGCACCAGUGCCGGAUUCCCCAUCAACUGUACGGUCGCCAACACGACCUGCGACCUGCCAAGCGAAGACCACUACAACUAUUGGGGCCUGAUCCUGGUGCUGUUUCCGAUCCUGACGCUGUUCGGAAACGUCCUGGUGAUACUGGCCGUGUGCCGGGAGCGGACUUUGCAAACGGUGACCAACUACUUCAUAGUGUCGCUCGCGUUGGCCGAUCUGCUGGUAGCCGUGGUGGUGAUGCCGUUCGCCGUCUAUGUCCUGGUGAACGGAGCGUGGACGUUGCCAAAUUUUGUUUGUGAUUUCUACAUAGCAAUGGAUGUGAUAUGCUCAACGUCAUCUAUAUUUAAUCUAGUGGCAAUAUCAAUAGACAGAUACAUCGCCGUGACGCAGCCGAUCAAGUACGCGAAGCACAAAAACAGCCGCCGGGUGUGCCUGACGAUCCUGCUGGUGUGGGCCAUUUCGGCUGCGAUCGGGUCCCCGAUCGUGUUAGGACUAAACAAUACGCCCGAUCGGGUGCCCGAUCUGUGCGUUUUCUACAAUAGUGAUUUUAUAGUGUACUCGUCGCUAAGUAGUUUUUAUAUACCGUGUAUUAUAAUGGUGUUUUUAUACUGGAAUAUUUUUAAGGCCCUACGAACGCGAGCGAAAAAGCAACGUGCAGCCCGCAAGCCCCACAUAUCGGAGAUCACCGCCGGCGGUAGUCUGAUAGAGAACAUUGCUCAAACCAAGGUGGCCACGGAGACGCACCUGGACGGCAGUACGAAAAGUGCCGGUUCCUGUAAGAUCCUGCCAGACGAGGCGCCCACCAAUACGGCGUCCGGUUCCAACGAGGAAGACGACGACAAUGCGGGGUCCCCUGACAUUGAUGACUGUCAUGUGAUUGUGAACGAUAAAUCAACAGAAUUUAUGUUGGCCACGGUCGUGGAAGAAGCCGGAAAUGUGAUGGCUCAGAUAACGACAACGCAGAUUCCCUCCGAUCCGAACGGCAAUCACGACUCGGGCUAUGCGCCCUCCAGCAUAGGUGACGUGCUGGCGGCGAAUGCGAGUCCUCCCGGCAGCCCGAAUGUGGCCGCCACCGUCAUUGUAAAUAGAAACGCUACGCUUAGCAGUAGGAACGGUUCACCGCGGAAGGAAGCCAGUGUGACGCUGAAGCCGCUGUCGUUAGUGCGGUGCGGAGUUCAGCAGGCCUUAUCGCUCAAUCGAAACGACUCCACGCUAUCAACGAACUCCAACUCGAGGGACAGCACCCGGAAAGACAAGAAGAGCAUCCAGCAGCCUUCCAGGUUUACGAUCUACAAGGUUAACAAGGCGUCCAAGAAGAAGCGGGAAAAGUCUUCGGCGAAGAAGGAACGGAAGGCGACCAAGACGUUAGCAAUUGUGUUAGGUGUGUUCCUAAUCUGCUGGGUGCCGUUCUUCACCUGCAACAUCAUGGACGCGAUGUGUACCAAGCUGGACAUGACCUGCCAGCCGGGCGUGACGGCCUUCAUCCUGACGACCUGGCUCGGGUACAUGAACAGCUUCGUCAACCCGGUCAUCUACACCAUCUUCAACCCGGAGUUCCGGAAGGCGUUCAAAAAAAUCAUGAACAUCGAGUGAGUGCGGCGCAUCGUGCCGGGCGGCGACAUAAAUGGGGGUGCAAGGGUAGCUGCAGGGAAACGCAACAACGGCGUUGCAGGAGUGAGUGGGGCG
Molecule: messenger RNA, 3714 nt
Organism: Aedes aegypti (yellow fever mosquito)
Lineage: Eukaryota; Metazoa; Arthropoda; Insecta; Diptera; Culicidae
Gene: Dop2R
Product: dopamine D2-like receptor
Biological process (GO): adenylate cyclase-activating adrenergic receptor signaling pathway
Cellular component (GO): membrane
Molecular function (GO): G protein-coupled receptor activity; dopamine neurotransmitter receptor activity, coupled via Gi/Go
Source: RefSeq, a predicted model, not a curated record